AUGCGUAUCGAGAAAUGUUAUUUUUGCUCAACGAACGUGUAUCCUGGACAUGGAAGCGCCUUCGUCCGCAAUGAUUCGAAGGUAUUCCGGUUCUGCACUUCAAAAUGUCACAAAAACUUCAAAAUGAAGCGAAAUCCUCGCAAAGUAAGAUGGACGAAGGCUUUCCGUAAAGCAGCCGGGAAGGAAAUGACGAUUGACUCUACGAUUGACUUUGAGAAGCGUAGAAACGUACCUGUCCGCUACGAUCGCGAGUUGAUGCAUACGACAAUCAACGCCAUGAAACGCAUUGGCCAAAUUAAGCAGCGGAGAGAACACGCAUUCUGGAAGCAAAGAAUGGCGGUUGCUCGGGAGAAACAACGCACGCAUAGGACAAAGAAGUUGGCUGCGAAGUCGAUGUCCGUUAAGCUGCUUGAGCCAACUGCAAUGGAGGAAACCAUUGAAGUACUGGAGAAAAUAAAAGUGCCAGCGAAAAGCAGAAGUGCACUUAUGCAAGGGGAAGGGCGCUCGAUGGGCAUGGAUCUUGACUGA
Suillus clintonianus is the source of this 528-nucleotide messenger RNA. RefSeq names its product ribosomal protein L24e-domain-containing protein. Gene Ontology annotation, cellular component: nucleolus. The transcript has 6 exons. The coding region runs from base 1 to 528 and encodes 175 amino acids. The record is from RefSeq and is a predicted model, not a curated record. Lineage: Eukaryota; Fungi; Basidiomycota; Agaricomycetes; Boletales; Suillaceae. Gene Ontology annotation, biological process: ribosomal large subunit biogenesis.